UUCGACCGAGACGUCGGCGGAGGGAAUGGACAAGAAGAAUAGACGAUGCUCACAGUAUAGCAUAUGAGGCGGCGGACGGUGCAAGAUGCCGUACCAAGACGGCUACGUGCCGGAAUAUAAUUAUAGCAAUCACUCAGGACAAUAUGGGCAAGCACAAUAUGGAUUCCAGCAACAGCAGCAGCAGCAGCAACCGCAGCAGCAGCGACCGCCUCAGCAACACACCUACCAACAAAACUGGCACACUCCGUACGCCACGCCUCAGGCCUUCGAUCCGAGCCAAGGCCAGGCAUCAUUCUACCAAACGCCGAACCAGCCUGCACGCCAACAACAGUACUUGUCGCCACCAUCUCAGCCUGCCCUCAUACAGCAAAACGUGCAAUACUCACCGGACCCGCUGCAUCACUUCCAGCCGCCACCUCAGCCGAGACAACAGCAGCAACAGGCUUUCUACGCACAGCAACAGGCCAAGCAAGCUCAGAGACCGCUGUCUCAGUCGUCUCAAACUCAGCAGACGCCCCGUCCACAAGGAUCUCACAGGCAGCCAGUGGCAUCACCUCAAUGGACCCAAUAUCCCUCCUCGCCGUCACCGUAUGAGACAUCAGGGCCAUCUAGCAGGGCACCAACAAGCAACAGUCCCUAUGCAACGGCACAGCAAGCUCAGCAACAGCAGCAGCCGCCGCCGCCGCAGCGAUCUCAUCAACAAGUCUCUCAUCCUGGACAACCGUCCUCGCAGAUGGCCCAGGGGCAAAAGAACAGGCCAAUGCCGAGUCAACAGCACAGUCAAGCGCGAAUGCCUUCGCAAGCUAUGCCCUCGCAACCCCACAAGCAAAGCGGGAGCUCGCAGCAGCGACCAUCUCCUGUUGUGCAGAACCGGGUCAUGAAUGACAGGCCCAGUCAACCUACUGUCGGACAAUUUGUACAACACAACAAUCUCCAGCAGGUGGAUCCUAGCGUGGCUCACAGCUUCCAUGAAGUCAACACGCCCACACAAGCCAAGCGACCAUCGGUGCCACAGAACAAUUUCAGACCACCAUCAUCGUCCCGUCAGGUCCAGUCUACUCCGUCAACCAUCACGGUUGAUCCCUCUAUGCUGCAGCGACCAAAUUCCACGAUCAAGGCCCAGCCUCAACGCCCGUCGAUCAAGCUUGAGCGACCAGAAGUCCGUUCCCCAAAGCGUAGAAGAUCCAAUGACGGCACUGCUCUUCCGAUCGAUAAUCAGCCUGAGCGGCAUGCCGCAUCCGUCAAGCACGAGCCGGAGUCAAAGUCGUCCCGACAAAUGCUCCAGUCCAAGCCGGUCCCUGCUUCUUCGCCACUAACGGAGCUAGCAUCUUCCCAACUGCCACCUACGCCCACGCCGUUGACAAGCGUCGAUUACCAAGCCGCUCUGCUUGCUCUCUCUGACGAAUACAUCAGUGCUGCGUAUAGCAUGACUGGCCCUCUGUCCGGGAAGGAGGCAUCUGACGAGUUAUUGGACCAAUACCAGAAUUUGCUGUCAACAGGGCUAGGCUGUCUUGACUCAGUGCUCAAAAACUACCGCAUCUCUGACCCGCGCAAAGAGGCACGCAUCCGGCUGAGAUAUGCUAGCCUUCUCUAUGAAGAGACAGAAAACUUGACUGACGCGGAAGAGUGCCUCAGUAAAGGAAUUUCUUUGUGCGAGCGUGCGCGGUUAACAGACCUCAAAUAUGCCAUGCAUCACUUGACAGCGAGGAUUUGGUUCAAAAGCCGCAAAUUCAAGACGGCCAUGAAGACCGUGGAGAGGAUGACAGCCGAAGUUGAGAAAUUGCAGCUCCUGCAUUGGGUGUACGCAUUCCACUUCCUGCGUGUAUCUUUUGGACUUCAGAUUCCAGACAACCACCACGAAACAGUCUCACUGGUCCGUUACUUGAGCGCACUGUCGGCCGUGGCGACCAGACACUAUCACGUCUCUGUGCAGAUCGUUGCUCAUACCAUUGAAGCGCUGGUACAUCUAAGGGCUCGCACGUCUGAUAGCAUCGAUCUUGCGAACCGGGCGAUGGCUUCCGCGCGAAUGCAUCAGUUGACACCUGAAAUGCAAGCAAUGCCGCAGGUCAAAGCUCUUUUGAAUUACCUCGACGUCGGAUGUUCCCUCACUCGUUUCAACCGCAAGGUGGCUGACUCAAAAGUGCAAGCGAUGCAAUUGGAGCUCGAUCAAGGCACGCACGAUGAAGCAUGGACCAAUAGAGAUGGUUGCGCGCUUCACAUCAGUCUUGGUCACAGCAAAGAUGCUGAGUUGGAGGCCGACUCAGGCGGAGUUUUCCAGCAGGGUCCGAAUGGUGAUGUGUGUCUCGCAUUCUCAUGGCUCACGAAACAGCAGGCAUACGCUGUUGGCUAUUUGAUCAGUGGUUUGUCAAAACUUGACGGCAGUACAGGACCAGAGGCAGCAAAAUAUCUGAGCCACGUCGUUACUAUGAGUAGGACGGUACCAAAGGAUAUGUCACUCUCCUUGAGUGCUGCGACGUCGAGAUGGCACAUGCAAGUCUCACUACGGGCGACAGCGAGGCUCUAUAUUGCAUUCGCUUUUUGUGGCAUCUCGGACUGGCCUCACGCAAUUAAUGCACUGCAGGCUUAUCGUGAGAAGGACGUUCCACAGCUCGAAGGCGCACCCGAUGCUGCUUUUACAACACUGGCCACAUACCUCGAUGCUGUCGUCAAGCACGGCUCAGGGGAUCUUGAAGAGGCGUUGCGACUGUACCGCUCCCCUGCGCUGCAGGUACCCUUACUCGGCAGCACAGAAAGCGGGAUGGCUCCGAUGAACCCAAUCAAAGUCCUUUCGGCACUGAAUAGCGUGGAAAUUCUUCAUUCACAGGGCAAGAGUAAAGAGGCUGGCCUGUUGUUAGACUGGACCGAACCUUACUGCGUCGUGACUAGGAAUAGUGAUGGCGGCGAGCACGGCAGCAGAGCAAUGGAGUCACUCUUUUGUAUGCUCAAGGCUGUGGCCUCGCAGCGAGCGGGAGGAUUGAUCAUUGACACCAAGUCUAUUCUGCAACGCAGCGUCAAAGCUGCUCAGGCUGUUGGGAACGAUCAACUUCUGAUGUGUGUCAUGAACAUUAUGACCGACGCAUGGUUCAAGAACAUUGUCGGACAGCAAGCCGUCAGCUCUGGUAAAUCAGCGCGCGGACUCGCUGGCAAGAAUAACAAUAAGUUGUGGAGAGCCGUGGGAACUCGAAUGUACGCUGAUACGCUUGAGCUGAGCGGACAAUUGGGACAGGCCGAGGAGAUGAGACAGGAUGCCCAACAGCUCAUGGCAAACCUGCCACCGAACCUGCGAGACGCGUUCCAAAAAGGGAAGACGAAUUGAUUGUCAGCGGGCAUGUGUUCAAGAUCGUUCUGUUCAGACGGCCUUCGAGCCGUGUAUGCUUGCUAUGACUGGUAGCUGAUGGCUGAGACCCAAUUGCUCGCAAAUAUAAUGUAAUGCAUGUAAGAUGAUACCCAGGAGAAAUGUUUGCAACACGA
Cercospora beticola is the source of this 3471-nucleotide messenger RNA. RefSeq lists its product as uncharacterized. The record is from RefSeq and is a predicted model, not a curated record. Gene Ontology annotation, molecular function: double-stranded DNA binding. Gene Ontology annotation, cellular component: SMC loading complex; chromatin. Lineage: Eukaryota; Fungi; Ascomycota; Dothideomycetes; Mycosphaerellales; Mycosphaerellaceae. Gene Ontology annotation, biological process: mitotic sister chromatid cohesion; maintenance of mitotic sister chromatid cohesion.